AUGCGCAGUUUUCUUAAGGGUCGCAUGCUCUGGCAUUAUUGUACUGGUGUAAUGACUAUUCCUGUCAAGGGAGCAAGUGAAGGAGACACUGUUUUUCUUAAUCGCAUGAUUGAAUGGGAUAGUCAUAACCACAUGAUCCUCACAUGGAUUUUGAACACUUCCAUUCCCUCUAUUUCCAAUCUGAUGGGCAGCUUUGAUGAUGCAAAAUCUGCAUGGGAUAUGUUGGCCAAAAGGCAAGAACCAGGGCAAUCCAUCAAUGACUAUUAUGAUCAGCUUCGCUUUAUUUGGGACCAAAUUGACCUUUCUGAUCCAACUUGGACGUGCUCAAAAGAUGCUCAACAAUAUGCUUCCAUUAGAGAUGAAUUUCGCCUCUAUGAAUUCUUGAUGUCACUUCACAAGGACUUUGAGCCCAUUCGUGGUCAGCUACUCAAUCGCAGUCCUACUCCCUCUCUUGAUACUGCUGUAAAUGAGUUGGUUAGAGAAGAAGCUCGUCUUGCAACCCUUCAAGCCCAGAAUAAGCUCAAUGUUUUGGCUAUUACUCCAUCUACUCCACUCAUAGAGCAACCCCAGCAAUCAGGUGAUUCUUAUGGCUCUAGCAAUCGUCGCAAGCAGACCAACAAAAAGUUCUGCAACUAUUGCAAGCGUCCUGGCCACACCAUUGAGACUUGUUACCGUCGUAACAAAUCUACUGCUGCUGUUGCUAAUAUUGAGCCUACUCCGCCAAUGGCUUCCACCUCAGUUGAGUCCAAGUCUUCUGGAUCUACUAUCAACCUCUCCUCCACUGAACUACAGGAGAUCAUAGCUCAGGCUGUUCGUAUGGCUGGUAAUGCAUCUCUUUCCACUGCCUUAUCUGUUCUACCUGGAUCCGAGGACGGGGCAGGAGCUUGGGACCGGUCCUAGAGUUGGGCGUAUGUUUCCCGUGAGCAAUCUUCAUCUUCCACCUGUUGCUCCUGUUUCUAUUGCUACUGCAGCUGCUGCAGUUUCUUCCUUACCUUCUCUUGCACUUUGGCAUUCUCGUCUUGGUCAUGCAUCAUCUUCUCGGGUACAACAGUUAGU
Messenger RNA from Vitis riparia (riverbank grape), 1056 nucleotides. RefSeq lists its product as uncharacterized. The transcript has 3 exons. Gene Ontology annotation, molecular function: nucleic acid binding; zinc ion binding. The record is from RefSeq and is a predicted model, not a curated record. The coding region runs from base 1 to 900 and encodes 299 amino acids. NCBI's taxonomy places the organism in Eukaryota, Viridiplantae, Streptophyta, Magnoliopsida, Vitales, Vitaceae.